GAACAUCUCUAUUGAACACAACUAUUUAUUUUUGAUAAUGAAUUUCAUUGCAAAAUUAAGUGUGCUGCCCUGCCCCUGCCUGUGAGAGAAUAUAAACAUAACACAUCAGUUUCUGCUACUGUCGACAAUACAGUUGGAAAUGCAACCAAUCUUUAACGACGCAGCGCGACUAUAGAAUUGAAAAAAAUGAAGCGAAAUUUGGAGUUCAACAAUAUGUCUAAUAUGGAGCUGCAGGAAUGGACGACUAGUAUCCUGGGCGAAGCUCAGUGCGAAAAUGAAAUGAAUCAAAAUCUUGAGUCGACCUCCAUCGCUAGGAUGUCACAUUUUGAGCGAAAUGCCAUCGAUGCAGCUAUUGCCUGCCACGGACUUUUCAUAGAUAAUGAUGAUGAAGAGAAGCCGCCUCCAGUUCGUCGACAGCGCCUGUGGCUGCCGCAGUCUACAUUGAGCAACGAAACAGCGCACAGAAACAACGGAAAUGUUGUUUCAGACUUUAACGAAGCUGUUAUAUUGGAGACCAUUGACAGUCUCGGUCUACGCAGGAGACCUUAAGUAAGGUUUCAGGAUUUUACAACACACAUCCAUAUGAUAUUGUGUAAAAAUUAUUGUUAAUUAUGCUUAAAAACUAACGAAUGCUAAUUUUCCUUAUUUUCAAGCUUUCAAGUUGACAAUUAAUUUAUAAGUCUA
Messenger RNA from Drosophila guanche, 684 nucleotides. RefSeq lists its product as uncharacterized. The record is from RefSeq and is a predicted model, not a curated record. The transcript has 2 exons. Lineage: Eukaryota; Metazoa; Arthropoda; Insecta; Diptera; Drosophilidae. The coding region runs from base 187 to 549 and encodes 120 amino acids.